UGGCGUCUCUAUGGUGAUGUUUGUGUGAGCAACACAAGAUUUCUGGGAUCCAAGGAGCUUUUACUAUUAGGAGCUGACUGCAGUAGACUAGAAUCUAUCUAUCUCUACUAAUCUAUCUCCACUGGAUGAGAAAAAGUCAUGUCUUUUUCAAGCAGAAAACUUCUUCAUCCACGUCAGCUCUACUACACGACUCUACAAGAGGGAUUGUGCUGAAAUAAAUAGGAGAGAGGAAAUCUUUAGGGGCUGCGUUGUCAGGAAGGAAAAUAAUCCUGCUGCACAAUUCAAACAUUAAAUAAAUGCAUCUAUGACAAUGGAUAAAUCUAAAAAUCGUGAGCCACAGAUGACUUUUCAAGCAGUAACACCAGCUGUGGACACACAUCCUAUCACGAGAGCAGGACAUAGUGUGGCUGAGCUCCUAGAGGAUUCUGGGAAUCGUAGGCAGCUCAUCAACCAGGAGCUGAGCCUUCAUCUUCUCAAUGACUCUCACUUCAGUGAGCAGCAGAAGCUGAGACAUGUGUUGGACUGGGCUCACAGUUUCCUCAGCAAUGGGUCAGAGAUUCACCAUGAAUUCUGCAGAGCUGACAGCUUGAUAUUAGCUGACGAAGAGCAAAGUGACACACAGAAUAAUUCACCUGUAUGUAAGCAUUCAUCUGCAGCUAAAUACCAUCAUCCUGUUUCCUGCACUGCAGGUGGUAAUGAGGUAUUAGGAGGAGAAGGAGGGAGUAUGGAGGUUUGGCAACUUGAACCAUCGAAUUAUGAGAACAAUGAAUCAAACAGUCACCUCUGUGCGUGUAAACCUCCUUUCUACAGAGAAUCUCCUGAAAAUAUGCAGCUUCAGGAUUCCACCAAUAAACAAACUAACAGGCAAGACAUGAACUGCAGAAGAGGCAGUCUGUUCAUGUUUAAUCAAAGACAAUGUACCAGCUCAUCAGAAAGAAACACAAAUCAGUUGCUUGCAUUAGAUGGUGCAACAGACUUGAUUCAAGGCUCCACAUCAUGCUGGAUGUUUGAUACUGCGAGGAACCUGAAAUUGAGUUAUAAAACAGCUGCAGCUUCGACAAAAAGAAACAUAUCAGGACUUCAGAUGGAGCAGAGCAAAUCGAAGGUUGAGGGGAAGGUGGAAACAAAGCAGGAAGUUGUAAGGAAGAUAAGUAAAGUUCAAGAAUCUAGCUCUGCUUCUGUGUUGUAUGCAAAGAAUAACAUAAGUGACAGUGAGCCUGAGAAGACACAUGAAUGGAUGGAAAAGACUUCAGACCUUAGUUAUACUCGUCAUUUGAAAGUACCGCCAACGUUGACUGUAUAUGAGCAGUACCAGCUUUGCGUGGAUCGAUUGCAUCACCUCAGAAUAAGACAAAGCCAACAUGUCGAACCGGGAUGCUUCAUGGAGUCACCUGCAAAAGAGAGAACAACGUUGGAAGAAAUGGCAGCACCAGUUGAAGCACCAGUCCUGCUGCCUACAUCUGGCUUUGAAUUGACCUCUUCCCCCACAAAUCCUCAGACUAAAAAACAUCUUAACAAAAGGGUUGAAGAAGCAAAAAUUACAAAGGAGAAGAGUUCAGACGUGAUUUAUAAAAAUGAGGACAGAUCUAAGUACAAAAGAAAUACGGCAACAAUAACUGAACAGGGACAGACCAAACAUUGUGUCAAGAAAACAUGUGCUGCCAUUUGUGCUGAGAGUAAAACACAUUUGGACCUUGAUCACAACAAAUGUGGUGAAUUAAUAAAGGGAACUGAUAAUCUUAUUAACACAUCUAUGAAGCACCUGGGGACUGCAUCUGGUGAUAAUGUUCCAGCUGUGGAGGAGAGUGCUGCACUCACCCCAAACCCAGGUUCGUUUCCAAAGAGAAUCGGAUGUAAUGCAGAAGUAAAGUGUUAUCGGAGUCGUGUCAAAGGUCAAAAGAAAAAAGCUGGUGGUAGAGGUGCCUCAUUGAAACUCUGUGAAAAGUCCCUGUCUUCUCCCAGUAAAGAAAUAUUACAAAGACCUCAGUCAUCAGGAGGCAUCAAACACACAAAAAGACACAUACCAGAGGACAAAGCUAAACGUACUGCAGCCUAUAGAGAUACACCCAAAUGUCUGCAACUUACAAGGACACACACAAGUCUUCAUGAUGACCUACGACCAACCUCACCAGCCUCGGGUGAAUGUCAAUGUGAACAAACUGACUGCAAAUAUGUGCCAGCAGGGGUCCCUGUAUGUGACAGCUGGCUGCGUCUGCCUGAUGAGGUGUGGCUGUCCAUCCUGUCUCUGCUGCCUCAGAGAGAUCUGUGCAGAGUGCUGCAGGUCUGCAGCCGCCUGCACACUCUGGCCACUGAUCACACACUCUGGAAAGAUCUGAGGGUUGAAAACUCCAACCUGACAGAGCAGUGGUUACUCUGUGCGAGCAGACGUCGUCCUCGCAGUCUGUGUCUGUACAGCUGCGGUGGCCCGUCUCUCACCUCCUGUGGGCUGGAGAUGUUUUUCACUCUGUGCAGAAAAACUCUGGAGGAACUACAGGUCACAAGUUGUACUGGUCCUAGUCUCCAUGGGGACCAGAUGCUGCCUCUGAUUGGUCAGUUGUGUGAUCAUGUGAUCAGUGUUGACGUGAGCUGGAGUGGAGCAACAGACACAGGAGUGAAAGCUCUGAGUGACUGCUGUGCAGGGUUGCAACUUAAAUCUGUUGUCCUGAACGGCUGUCAUGUCACUGAUGACCCCCUAAUAAAACUCGUCAAGAGACACAAAGAAAGUCUGUACAGAUUGGAGGUGUUUGGCUGUCAGUUCCUUACUCCAUCCUGUCUACAGACUGUAUAUGAGAUGUGUCCUGGCCUCCAGCAUCUCAACAUCGGACAGGUGCCAAAAGUCAACGCACAGAGCCUCACAGUGUUGACAUCACAGCUCAAAUGUCUCAUUUCACUAAAUCUCACUGGACUACAGGCGGUUACUGAUGCCACAGUGGACACGUUGCUUCAGAAGUGUGUCAAACUUCAGAGUUUGACGUUCAGUUCCUGUCCUGGAGUCACUGACCAGACACUGCACAGCAUCAGCAAAUACACACCUUGUAUUAGUCAGAGUGUGCGUUUGUGCGUCAGAUCCCUGGAUGUGAGCGGCUGUAAGGCAGUGACAGAUGCAGGAGUUCAGUCUCUGGCUCUGGGGUGUAGAAGACUCCAGCAGCUGGACCUCAGCUCCACUGGCACAGGAAACAGAGGGGUUACUCUGCUGGCAAAUUACUGCAGCGGACACCUCCAUACUGUGAAACUCAGUUUCUGCCACGUCACCUCAGAGAAUAUACUGAAGCUCUGCAGACGCUGCAAGAGGUUGAAGGUGCUCCAUCUCUACGGUUCUGCUCAUCUCCCCACUGAGAGAGAGAUCAGAGAAGUCAACACUGCUGUUAAAGUUUACCCUCUGGCCUGAUUCACACACAAACAUCUGCACACAACUGGACAGAUAUACACAACAUAUAAUAGUAGACACUAAGCAAUGUCAUAACAUUCCUACUUUUAUAUACAUAUUUGUGAUGUUACAGUAAUGGGCUGAAUGAGGUCUCAAAGAGGAUUAUGUUCAGAGAUUAAUAAAAUCUAUUUGAAUUUA
Molecule: messenger RNA, 3565 nt
Organism: Dicentrarchus labrax (European seabass)
Lineage: Eukaryota; Metazoa; Chordata; Actinopteri; Moronidae
Product: F-box/LRR-repeat protein 2-like
Exons: 15
Coding region: 305-3388 (1027 amino acids)
Biological process (GO): SCF-dependent proteasomal ubiquitin-dependent protein catabolic process
Cellular component (GO): SCF ubiquitin ligase complex
Molecular function (GO): protein binding
Source: RefSeq, a predicted model, not a curated record